AGCAGCGGUAGCGACAGCGACGGCGACAGCUCCAAAGCUCCCCACAGCGGCGUCAUUGGAGCACGAAGCACCGACGUCAAUCAACAACCGCCAUUGCGCCCACCCUUGCCGACCUUGCCUUUCUCACUCCUUGCUGUCGCUAGGAGAUGUAGCCAUGGCCUUUCAGGUUCGUUUGCGCAUGCCCCUACUGCUGCUCUCCGCAAGCCGACGAUCACUAACAAACAACCCUGGGAGCAGUGGAAGGCAUUCGACUUCUUCGACGUCAGCCAGGUCCGACUCGCCGACGAGGAGACCCGAGUCUUCUUCGAGAGCAACGAGAUUGCUAGCGUCUGCUCUGGUUCCGACAGUCUAUUCCUUGGUGGUUACGAUGGAUAUGUGCGAAUCGUUGGGUCGGGUUGGAAGGUGGUGAAGAGCUUCCAGGCUCACGAGCUCGGAACAAUUACACACAUGCGCCAGAUCGAGGGAACGAGCCUCCUUGUUACAGUCGCUGAGGACCUCAGUAGCGAGCCGGUCUUGAAGAUAUGGGCCCUGGAUAAGCUGGUGAAGAAGACAAACAUGCCGACAUGUCUGAGCACUUUGCAGAUCAAUAAUGGCAGGAAGCAGUUUCCGAUCUCAGCUAUUGAUGUUCUCGACAACCUUACCCAAGUAGCAGUCGGCUUUGCAAACGGCACGGUGACCCUCAUCCGAGGCGACUUGAUCAACGACUUGGGCGCCAAACAAAGAACGGUGCACGAUUCGGAAGAACCUAUCACUGGUGUGGAGCUCAUGACGGACGCCCAAGAUGUUACGACUCUGUUCAUCUCAACAACGGCUCGAAUUCUGAAGCUUGGCAUUUCGAGGAGGGGUCACAGCUCUCCGCCCAAGACUGUAGAGGACAUGGGAUGUCACGUUGACUGUAUGACGGUCGACAAGAAGACAGGAGACGUUGUAGUGGCCCGGGAGGAUGCCAUCUACACCUACACUUUGGAGGGUAGAGGAGCGCCGCGUGCGUACGAGUCGCCAAAAAGGCUGGUUUCGAUCUACCAAGAUUACGUUGCCCUGGUAUGCCCACCAUCAUCUUCUACUACCGAAAAAGCAACCGACGCUAUGCGCCGCCGCUUCGGAGGCGGAGGCGGAGCAGCGGACGCGCUCUUCAACGCGUCAACGUUCGUUCUCCUCGAGCCGGACCUCAGGGUACUCGGCCACACACAGUCUCUGAUCUCGCCGUUCAAAGCCAUAUUUCAGAUCUGGGGCGAUCUCUUCGUCCUCACACAAGACGGCAAGGUCAACCGGUACCACGAAAAGUCACUGCAACAGCGCCUAGAAAUGUUGUAUCAACGCAACAUGUACCCAUUAGCCAUCGAGCUGGCACAAAAAUCGCAGCUCGAUGCGACACAGCAAAGCGGCAUCUUCCGACGCUUCGGUGACCACCUCUAUCAAAAAGCUGAUUACGACGGAGCCAUGGUCCAAUACAUCAAAGCGAUCGAUACGACCGAGCCAUCCCAGGUCAUCAGGAAGUUCCUCGAUACCCAAAGGAUACACAACCUAAUACAGUAUCUCGAACAGUUGCACGAACAUCGCAAGGCAACGUCUGAUCACACCACAUUGCUCCUGAACUGUUAUGCCAAGCUCAAAGAUAUCGAUAAGCUGGAGGCAUUUAUCAAAUCCCCCGGUGAUUUGAAGUUUGACCUUGAAACUGCCAUUACUAUGUGUAGGCAGGGAGGCUACUACGAACAAGCUGCCUAUCUUGCCAAGAAACAUGGCGAAACUGAGCUGGUCGUGGACAUACUGAUAGAGGACUCCAAGUUGUAUAAUGAGGCUCUGAAUUUCAUAUGGCAUCAAGACCCGGAAGUGGCAUUCCCUUGCCUCAAGAAGUAUGCCAGAGUCCUGAUAGAGAACUGUCCAAAGGAUGCGACAACAAUCUUUGUUGACUACUACACUGGCAAAUACAGGCCGAGGCUUCACUUAGUGCCAAUUGAAGGCAACGGAGAGGCUGUCGUAGCAGGCGGCAUGGUGGCAGGUGCGGCAAAUGCGGUCCAGAAUCUAUCCAACUUUCUGCCUUUGCCAUACAUGAAUACGUCUUCUCUCCAAAGCCCCUCCACACCAGGCAACGGAACAUCUAUCAACGGUGGUGCUCAAAUCAUCUUGAACCCCGAAGAUAUUCCUCCACCGAAAUACACCCCUCCACCUCCAAGAACGGCUUUCUCAUCCUUCAUAGACCACCCAGACGAGUUCAUUGUCUUCUUGGAGGCGUGCUUGGAGGAGAAAGGUCUCAAGGAAAGCGACAGGACAGACCUAUACACUACACUCUUUGAGAUGUACCUACACAAAUCAAAUGAGAAGAAGGGGGAGCAGCAUCGCGAAGAAUGGGAGAACAAGGCCAAGAAACUCAUCGAAGGAGAGGACAUUCCGAUGGAGAGCUCCAACGUCCUUUUGCUUUCGCACCUUUCAGAUUUCAAGGACGGCACAACGCUAGUCAAGGAGCAAUCCGGCCUCCUCUUCGACAUCUUCCGAUCCUACACCUCAGCAAAAGACACACGCGGCGCCAUCAAAGCGCUCCGAAAGUAUGGCCCUGAGGAACCGCAACUGUACCCGGCAGCACUGGCAUAUCUGACUUCCGAUCCCCGAAUCCUCCAGGAAGCCGGCUCAGAGGAGCUUUCCGCCGUUCUCAACAAAAUCGACAAGGACGGCCUCAUGGCGCCGUUGCAGGUCAUCCAGACUCUGGUGGGCCAGUCCGGUUCCUCGGGCGGCGUCGCGACGAUGGGUAUGAUCAAGCCUUACCUCCACGAAACGAUUGAGCGCGAGCGCAAGGAGAUCGCGGCCAACCGGCGUCGCAUCUCGGCCUUCCGCAGCGAGACGGAACAGAAGCGGGCCGAGCUCGCCGACCUCGGCUCCAAGCCGGCCGUGUUCCAGUCGACGCGCUGCGCCGUCUGCACGGCGCCCCUCGACCUGCCCGCGGUGCACUUCCUCUGCAAGCACAGCUUCCACCAGCGGUGCCUGCGCAGCGAGGGCGAGUGCCCGCAGUGCGCCAAUGACAACGCGACGAUCCGCGCGCUGCGCAGGACGCAGAUUGAGACGGCGGGGAAGCAUGAGCUGUUCAAGGCCGAGCUGGAGCGCAGCGAGGAUCGGUUCGCGACGGUGGCUGAGUGGUUUGGUCGCGGCGUCAUGGGAGCGCCUAAUGCUGACACUGCGUAA
Messenger RNA from Colletotrichum orchidophilum, 3174 nucleotides. Its product is annotated as vacuolar membrane protein. The transcript has 5 exons. Lineage: Eukaryota; Fungi; Ascomycota; Sordariomycetes; Glomerellales; Glomerellaceae. Gene Ontology annotation, biological process: endosome organization; organelle fusion; intracellular protein transport. Gene Ontology annotation, molecular function: protein-macromolecule adaptor activity; protein binding. The annotation marks the transcript as partial. Gene Ontology annotation, cellular component: HOPS complex; endosome. The record is from RefSeq and is a predicted model, not a curated record.